GCCCCUCCUUCGUCCCCCUGCGCUGCAUUGCAAGGGCGGGUCUCUAAAGAGACAUCCCUUGUCGGUGGGUAUUCUGAGCCUGCUGCGCGCGGAGAAACAACGAAUAGAGACUCACCGCCAAGCAAAGGAAUCUGAGCCUGCCCCAUCGCCUCCACAAUAUUCAGGCCCAGGAUAUCCACCUGGCCAGGCCCAAUAUGGAUAUCCUCAGAAUGCACCUGGACCUGCAGUCCCAGGUCUGCCAGCAACUUACAGUGCUAUCCCGGUUCAGUAUCAGCCUAAUGUUCCUGUGGUUUGGAUGCCGCCACCUCCUGCAAUUCCAAAAUGCCCUCCAGGAUUGGAAUAUUUAAGCCAGCUUGAUCGCCUAUCAAUUCAACAGCAGAUUGAACUCAUGGAAAUGAUAAGCGGCCUUGAAACUUGCAACAGAUACGAAGUCAAAAACUCUGCGGGGCAGAUGGUGUAUUUUGCAGCUGAGGAAAAUGACGACUACACACUGAAUUGCUAUGGGCCCUUACGCCCCUUCACCAUUAAGUUCUAUGACAGUGCAAGCCAGCCGAUCAUGCAGCUGUCAAGAGAUUUCCAGUGUUCCAUUUGCUGCUGCCCUUGUAUCUGCUGCUUGCAAGAGCUUGAAGUUCAAGCCCCACUAGGCACGGUCAUUGGUUAUGUUAAACAGAAGUGGCACCCCUGUCUCCCUAAAUUCGUUCUCCAAAACGAGGCCAGAGAAAGCGUACUUAAAAUGGCUGGGCCAUGUGUGCCAUGCCGCUGUUGGCAGGAUAUUCAUUUCGAGGUGAAGACACUGGAUGGGAAGUCUACGGUCGGAACAAUUAAUAGGCAGUGGACAGGCCUAGCAAGAGAGGCCGCCACAGAUGCUAGCAUCUUUGAUGUCCAGUUCCCCAUGGACCUUGAUAUCAAAAUGAAAGCAAUCACCAUGGGGGCCUGCAUGCUCCUGGAUUUCAUGUUUUUCGAACGUACGGGAAACAGAAACCGCCAACGUCGUUCUGGGGUGCAUCAUGGGACACACCAUGGUGCUGGGAUGCAUCACGGGAUACAUCGUGCUGGGAUGCAUCAUGGGAUACAUCAUCGUGCUGGGAUGCAUCAUGGGAUACAUCGACGUUAGUUCAGGCUGAUUUUGCAAUGUGAAAAUGAAAAUAUGAGUGCAAAUAUCCAAAAUUGUGUUCUCCCAUAACUGUUUACUAAAACAAGUUACCAGUGUUUUGCAUUUAAAGUAGUAGUAGUAAUAAUAAUAAUAAUACUUUUUAAAAAUCAUUUAUACCCUGGCCAUCUGACUGGGUUGCCACAGUAGCUUAUUUUGGUAAUUUGCAAGUAUCGCUGUAUUCUUCAUACCGUAUAAGGUAUAAUAUUCCAUCUAGGUAAUUCAAAACAAACCCUGCUUUAAAAGGCUAUUUUGAUGCAGCUAAUAGAUCACUGUAUAAAUAUAAGUGUUAAUUAUAAAUAAUAGUUAAAAUAAACUGUGCAUACUUUCCAGAUUACCAACAGGCUUAGUAGCAAAGCGGCAGAAAUCCAACCCAUUUUUCACUGCUGCAGUUGAAAAGCCUAGAAAGUGACCAGAUUACUGCUCUCCAAGUGCCUUUGAAGGAUUGUAUUCUAUAUGAUGGUCCUAACAUCUGCCUUUUUAUAUUUUAUACUGCAAGUGUAACAAAAAGAAAGAUGUUUGCUAUGAUUUUGUACUGCAUUGUUUCGCACUGUAUUGUUGUGUAACUGUUUUGUUCAGUUGUAUAUUUUUGGGAAGCCACAUUGCCAAUGGUAACACAGCUAUUUAACCUACCAAAUCACUCAAUAAAGCAAUUGGCAAUGGUGCUGAGCAGUGCUGUGCCUGCACACUCAGUGUUGGACUGUGUGUGCAAAAUUGGCUUAAAACACAGCUAGCUUCUUCUUUUUCUCAGUUUGGAUUGAACUGGCUCGGGGGAAAAUGAAUCAAGACACGGUUUCCUAAGAAAUGACGGGGCAAAUACAGGAUACAUAUGGAUUGUAUACACUGCCAAAACACAGUGUGGGACUGUUUGAGAGUCCCUUGAAACAGCUCUUUGGAAUUCUCUUUUUAUGUUGGCUGUUCGAUAAUUUUUUUAAAAAAU
This is a messenger RNA of Lacerta agilis (Sand lizard), 2090 nucleotides long. Its product is annotated as phospholipid scramblase 1-like. Gene Ontology annotation, cellular component: plasma membrane. Gene Ontology annotation, molecular function: phospholipid scramblase activity. The record is from RefSeq and is a predicted model, not a curated record. Gene Ontology annotation, biological process: plasma membrane phospholipid scrambling. Bases 296 to 1114 code for a protein of 272 amino acids. NCBI's taxonomy places the organism in Eukaryota, Metazoa, Chordata, Lepidosauria, Squamata, Lacertidae. The transcript is spliced from 8 exons.